Molecule: messenger RNA, 1390 nt
Organism: Sycon ciliatum
Lineage: Eukaryota; Metazoa; Porifera; Calcarea; Leucosolenida; Sycettidae
Product: ribosome biogenesis protein NSA2 homolog
Exons: 10
Coding region: 158-940 (260 amino acids)
Biological process (GO): maturation of 5.8S rRNA; maturation of LSU-rRNA
Cellular component (GO): nucleolus; preribosome, large subunit precursor
Source: RefSeq, a predicted model, not a curated record
GCUUUUGUGACCUUUCGCUUUUGCAACUGCAACACGUUUCCAAGCAAGAAGACCUUGCUGUUUAGUUUUUGAUAGAAUCUCGGAGAGUUUUCUGUGGAAGAGAUUGCGAGCAGCUGGGGUUCUCUAGAGCGAGGCGAGCAGAUACCCUUCUGCAGUCAUGCCGCAGAACGAACAUAUCGAGCUCGCUCAGAAGCGCCAUGGAAAGCGUCUCGAUCAUGAGGAGCGCGUGCGCAAGAGAGAGGCGCGUAAGCCUCACAAGCUGGCCGACAAGGCCAAGAGCAUGCACGGUCUCAAGGCCAAGCUCUACCAUAAGAAACGCCAUGCUGAGAAGGUGCAGAUGAAGAAAACUAUCAAGAUGCACGAGGAGAAGAAGUCCAAGUCUAAGAAGGCUGACGUUGUUCCAGAGGGUGCCGUACCCGCCUACUUGCUGGAUCGUGAGGGGCAAACCAGAGCAAAGGUCCUGAGUAACAUGGUCAAGCAGAAGCGCAAGGAGAAGGCGGGCAAAUGGAAUGUACCGCUACCCAAAGUGCGCAGUAUGGGUGAGGAUGAAGUGUUCAAGGUAGUCCGUACUGGAAAGACAAGAAGAAAAGGCUACAAGCGCAUGGUCACGAAGGCUACAUACGUCGGCGAGGACUUCACCAGAAAGCCCCCGAAGUAUGAACGUUUCAUCCGACCCAUGGCUCUACGUUACAAGAAAGCACACGUCACACAUCCCGAGCUCAAGGCCACCUUCCAGCUGCCUCUUAUCGGUGUCAAGAAGAACCCGUCCUCGCCCAUGUACACGUCUCUCGGUGUGAUUACCAAGGGAACCGUUAUCGAGGUAAACGUCAGUGAGCUUGGUCUAGUCACACAAGGUGGAAAGGUGGUCUGGGGAAAGUACGCCCAGGUGACAAAUAACCCAGAGAAUGAUGGCUGCAUCAACGCCGUUCUACUUGUAUAAACUCAAACUUAAAAAGUUAGUCAUCUUCUUGUACAAAAUAGGCUUAGGCAAUCUCCAUGAAAAUCAACACUAUCAUCAUGAAAGGUGGCUCCAGCUGCCAGCAUUUGUAAAUACUCAACUCCAAUUGCUUCUUCUACUACAUACACUCCCCUUCGGCUUGAGCUUGUGUGUGUGUGUGUGUGUGUGUGUGUGUGUGUGUGUGUGUGUGUGUGUGUGUGUGUGUGUGUGUGUGUGUGUGGUGUCCUCCUGCGUAAAUUAUUUUCCUCGUGGCAAAGUGUUUUCGCAUCCGCAACCGCUGAUCCUAGUUUCCUGCACUGGCCUUUGGCGUGGGCCCAGUUUUAUCUCUGCCACUUGUACAUAUCUUCCCGUCCCUGUUGUCCAACUCUCCCCGCUUGACGCUUCAGAGUCGGAAUUUGCGGAUGUAAGAAAAAAUGUUGUCAUAAAAAUCAA